CGGAAACCAUGACUUGUUUAUCAGCUUUUACAAAAGCAUCAAUCCUUGAGUAUCACUAGAAUCAGGGUUCAAAUGGAUUGUAAGGUCUUAAUUGGCAAUCUUCCGGAUGCACAAAUACAGGUUGAAGCUCAAAUAUAUAUAUAUUUGUACUUAAGGUCGCCCUCAGCUAUGUAUUUGUUCUUCCUCUUAAGCACCUCUUUUUUCCUCACAUUAAUCUUUCUUCAUCCUACACCUUCAUAUUAUCAAAAAAAAAAUUCAUACACAUUCUAAAAUUCCUUUAACUAAAAAGAUUUUUAAAAAAAUUGUUGAUAGAAAGAGAAAAGGAAUAAAAAAAUAAGACUGCCAGACUCCAGCUGGAAAUUUAAUUAAAAAAAUAUUAUGAGCUGCUUUCAUUAAGUAUAUAUUUUUUUUAUGGUUUAAAUUUCCGCCAAUCAGGAAAUCCUUUGUAAUAAUAAAAUUAUAUAAGUGACGCCGCUGCAAUUAAUAAUCAGUUUUUGCGGUUUCCUCUUCAUCGCCGCCUUACCUAAAAUCCUCAAGAUCUCCUCAUCUUUAUAGGGGAACUUCGAAACCCUAGCAACCGGAAUCCUCCGUCGGUCGCAAUAUCAGCUUAGCUAGGUACUUCGCGCCGUUUUACUUUGCUCCGAUAAGAUGGCGGCCAAACCACUUACCGAGGAGGCAAUUGCAAUGACAGAGAAAAAGAUGGACAUGACUUUAGAUGAUAUCAUCAAAAUGUCCAAGAACAAGACAGUUAAACCUAGGAAGCAGAGAAUUUCGAAUAGGAGUAAAAAUUCGGUGAACAAUUCGACCCAAGAUAAAGCUAUGAAGCUGAAAAGGUUUAUGGAUACACGAUCUGCUAUGCGACAGGGUGCACUUGCUCAGAGGAGAUCCAAUUCUCAGAGAAACCAAUUUCCUUUGGCUGCUGAGGCAGCAAAAAAAGCUGCAGCUAUACCUAUUCGUAAUAAACCCUUCAAUGCAGUCAGAGCAGUGAAUACAAAUAGACCAAGGGGUGGUGCUUUUGUUCACGAGAGAGCUGUGACUAGUGGAGGUGGCUUCAGGAUGCAGUUUCAGGAGUCUGUUCCAUAUGGUGGUCAGCAACACAAGCAACAUUCCAGCGUGUCUAACAAGCAGAAGCCACAAACACUAGAUUCAUUGUUUGCAAACAUGAAAGAGGAAAGGAUGAGAGUGAUGUCGCAACAGAGUAACAACAACCAGGGAAGAAGAAAUAAUGCUGGCGGUGGCCAACGAUAUCCCCCAUGGCAAAGAGGCCGUUUUGGCAAGUAGUCCCGAAGGUCCCAUGCUAGAGCAUAUCUAGAGCUUCUGAUUUGCAUCGCUAGGAAAUGAAUGUGUUAGUAGUUUGGACGGUUGAGGGGAGGCUGUUAUGUUUCAGAAUAUCAAACUGCUGUUGUUUUGACUUUUACUUCAUUUCCUCUCGUGAUCAGCUUCAUAUUGCACCUAGUUGACGAUGAAGUUUCAAUGUUGUAUAGCUAUUUCACUUGUGAAUGCAGUCUGGAUUGAGCUGUAUCUACAGUCUGGACAAGGAUUUGUUCCAAGGCCAGCUUUGCAUUUCUAUCUUUUUAGUGCUAGCUUGUAGCUAAUAACUGGAUUAGUCGAAGCACAGAAAAAAUUUGGACAGUUCGGGAAGCUCUACAAUAGCUAACCAGUCUGCACAGAGUUGAAUGAGCGUUCACUUGUUCUUUUUGUUGUACUGUCAUACAUCAAAGGUAGUUGUGCGGUAUAAAUUCAUCAAAUUGCAAAAAGAAAAUAAAACAAUGGGAGGCGAAGAUCAAGAAAAUGUAUAAUGUUGUGGUCUCCAAAUCAGAAAAUUUGUCAAACGUUAGUCUCUUUGUCGAGUCUGAGCUCUGAAAAAAUGAAAUAAAGGCGUUUGAAUUUGCCAGAAACUCUGAGCUUGCAUGCCCCUUCCACCAUCAUAGAUGACAUUGUCGGUGCAAUUUUGGCUGCCAAAGGUUAAAAAGAUGUUGUUCCGCUGCUUUGCGUGUAUUCUUUUGAUGAAUGAUGUUUCAGGAUCAAAAUUUACUACUUGACUUGAAGCCCAUAUUUCCGGGCGUUUCCCACUUCCCGUUUAUCUCGUCUUAAGAAUAACAAACCAAAAAGCAUAAAAGAAAAAAACAAAUUUAAUUACAG
This is a messenger RNA of Oldenlandia corymbosa var. corymbosa, 2142 nucleotides long. Lineage: Eukaryota; Viridiplantae; Streptophyta; Magnoliopsida; Gentianales; Rubiaceae. The record is from the annotation of a GenBank genome assembly.